AUGCUUUUGUUAUUUGAAAGCUUUAUAAUUACUUCUUUUUCUUAUAUUCGAGCAGUUGUCUCCGUUUUCUUUUCUUCAUUUUUUUUCGUUUUUAAGUUGUUUUUUUAUUUUCACUUCUUUCACUCUAAACCAACCUCUCCCUUUAUUUGUUUUAUACCUUACUGUCCCUAUGUUUUUCUGUCCAGACCGGCCUUCCUUUUCCUUAUUGUGUUUUCUUCAUCUUUCUAUCCAGGCCGACCUCUCCUUCUGAUUAUUUCUUUUGUCUCUCCUUUCUUUUUAUUUUCUUUCUUCAUCUUUAUAUUCAAAUUUACUCCUUCCUCUAACCCUUUACUCCGUUUCUCCUUAUCAUUUUCCCCUGAUUUCUUUUUAUUCAGAUUGAUUUCUUCAUUUAUUCUACUCCUUGUUUUGUUUUUCUGCUUUCUCUCUAUCCCGACAAAUGCCAUUUUCGUGACGGUGUCAUUCUUCCGUCUUGCAUCUUCUCCCUUACAAAUAUGUCUACUUCCUUCCUUAUGCCUUUCUGCAAUUGAAAAGGCCCAACGACAUUAUCAAGCCUUUCUUCCUGACCAUCACAUAUCUCUCGUGUUGUUGCAGCUGCUACAGAUCCAAUAUUCCAUUUGGCAUUAUUCCAGAAUCGGAAGAUUCUUGCCAAACCCUUGUCUUUUCUCUCAGCUAUUGUUUCCAGUCAAAACAGGAUCUAUUCAAAGUUUUCUUAGUUCGAUUCCAUCAGGAUUGUUGUACUACAUUGAAAGAUGCUUUUUAUAG
Messenger RNA from Acanthosepion pharaonis, 762 nucleotides. The record is from the annotation of a GenBank genome assembly. NCBI's taxonomy places the organism in Eukaryota, Metazoa, Mollusca, Cephalopoda, Sepiida, Sepiidae.